AUGUUUGGUCGCAAAAUACGCACCUGUCUCGAGCUGCUACGUCCCCCAGCGGUACGAACUCCAGUGGCACCGUCAGAUGACCACACAAUGCCGAGGUUCUUCAGCCGGAACGAUUCGGUUUACGUUAAGCUUUAUGGCCGUAACGGUUGGAAGUGGGCUCCUGGAACAAUCAUCGAAAAAAUAGGAGACGUGAUGUAUAACGUAUGGGUCGAUGAUCGCCGAAUGCUGCGUUCCCAUAUCAACCAACUCCGAAGUCGCCUAGCUGUUGACUCGAUACCAAAGCAACCUACCAAUCAAACCACCUCUCGUCAGUAUUCGUUACCGCUCGACAUUCUGUUGGGUGCCUGGCAUCUACCAAAUCAAUCUUCUGGCACGCCAGCACCGUCCCUUGUUGUGAGCAGAUCUGAAUUAUCACCUGUCUCCAGUCCCGAGCAUACCUUGCUAGGUUCAGCGCCGGCGCUUGCGUCGUCUACACCACAGCAGGAAGUCUCGGCUUUCCCAUCAACGUCAUCGACAUCAACAACAUCAAUAUCAACCGAAUUCGAAUCCGCCAUCGAAGUCGAAUCCGUGGUAAAUCUACCUAGACGUUCUUCACGAACCCGAAGACCGCCGAACAGGUUUGAUCCGUACCACCUUUAUUAA
This is a messenger RNA of Topomyia yanbarensis, 642 nucleotides long. RefSeq lists its product as uncharacterized. NCBI's taxonomy places the organism in Eukaryota, Metazoa, Arthropoda, Insecta, Diptera, Culicidae. The record is from RefSeq and is a predicted model, not a curated record. The coding region runs from base 1 to 642 and encodes 213 amino acids. The transcript has a single exon.